Aplysia californica (California sea hare) is the source of this 3760-nucleotide messenger RNA. RefSeq names its product coatomer subunit beta. Gene Ontology annotation, molecular function: structural molecule activity. Gene Ontology annotation, biological process: intracellular protein transport; intra-Golgi vesicle-mediated transport; endoplasmic reticulum to Golgi vesicle-mediated transport. Lineage: Eukaryota; Metazoa; Mollusca; Gastropoda; Aplysiida; Aplysiidae. The record is from RefSeq and is a predicted model, not a curated record. The coding region runs from base 129 to 2996 and encodes 955 amino acids. Gene Ontology annotation, cellular component: cytoplasm; COPI vesicle coat. The transcript has 24 exons.
GGCUUAGCUGGAAAGCUAGUCCGAAAACCGGCUUAUUUUUUUAAAAUUUAACGUUGACGUUCUCCUUUCUACUGAACAGGAGUGGACACUGAAAUUUCAGAGCAGCUCAGGAAGUACUCAAAUUCAAGAUGGCCUCCAUUGCAGAGCAGCCAUGCUACACAUUGAUAAAUGUACCAAUGGGUGCAGAGCUUCCCACAGAAUUGCAACUCAAGACAGAUCUAGAGACAGGUGAUGCUCGGACUAAGAUUGAAGCUCUGAAGAAAGUAAUUCAGCUGAUUCUGAAUGGAGAGAAGAUGCCAUCCCUGUUGAUGAUCAUCAUCCGCUUUGUGAUGCCAAUGCAAGAUCACAUGGUCAAGAAACUGCUACUAGUCUUUUGGGAGGUGGUCCCAAAAUACACCCCAGAGGGAAAGCUAUUGCAAGAGUUUAUCUUGGUCUGUGAUGCUUACAGAAAGGAUUUGCAACACCCAAAUGAGUUUAUCCGAGGAUCCACCUUGCGCUUUCUGUGCAAGUUGAAGGAACCAGAGCUCCUCGAGCCACUGAUGCCUGCCAUCCGUCAGUGUCUGGAACACCGCCACUCAUAUGUCAGGCGAAAUGCUGUCCUGGCCAUUUACACAAUCUACAGAAAUUUCGAGUUCCUCAUUCCUGAUGCACCAGAACUGAUUCACAACUUUUUGGAGGGAGAGCAAGAUAUGUCCUGCAAGAGGAAUGCCUUCAUGAUGCUUAUACAUGCUGAUCAAGAGCGAGCCCUUGACUACCUGAGCAGCUGCAUUGACCAGGUCACAUCGUUUGGGGACAUCCUGCAACUGGUUAUUGUGGAGCUCAUCUACAAAGUCUGUCAUGCAAAUCCAGGAGAAAGAGCUCGGUUCAUCCGCUGCAUCUACAACCUGCUGAACUCAUCCAGUCCAGCAGUGAGAUAUGAAGCGGCGGGCACACUGGUCACUCUGUCAAGUGCCCCCACAGCCAUCAAGGCUGCUGCAAGUUGUUACAUCGAGCUGAUUGUGAAGGAGAGUGAUAACAAUGUCAAGCUUAUUGUCUUGGACAGACUGAUUGCUCUCAAGGAGGACCUGAACCACGAAAAAGUCUUACAGGAUCUUGUGAUGGACAUCCUGCGGGUGCUGGGCUCUCCCGACCAAGAAGUGAGGAAAAAGACUCUCAACCUGGCCCUGGAUCUGACCACUUCACGGAACAUUGAAGAGAUGGUGUUGGUGCUGAAGAAAGAGGUAGUGAAGACAAACAAUGUAGAGCACGAAGACACAGGCAAGUACCGGCAGUUGCUGGUUCGUACCCUCCACCAGUGCAGUGUCAAGUUCCCAGACGUGGCUGCAACCAUCAUCCCUGUGUUGAUGGAAUUUCUGGGAGACACCAAUGAACUGGCUGCAGCAGAUGUACUAGUGUUCAUCCGUGAGGCAGUGCAACGUUUUGACCAGCUGAGACCACUUGUCAUCAGGAAACUCCUGGAUGUGUUUGGUACCAUCAAGUCCAUGAAGAUUCACCGAGCAGCCCUGUGGAUUCUGGGAGAAUACUGCACCAGUUCCGAUGACAUCCAGAGUGUGAUGACCCUGGUCAGACAGUCGCUUGGAGAUAUUCCUAUUGUGGAUGAUGAGAUCAAGAAAACUGCUGGGGAAGUCAAGGAAGAUGAAAUGCAAAUGGGCGGAAAUGUACAGAGACUUGUUGCAGCAGACGGGACGUAUGUUACCCAGAGUGCAUUCAGCACCACAACAGUGGCAAAGAAAGAGGAAGUGCCACCACUGCGUAAAGAUAUGAUGGAUGGUGACUUCUUUAUUGGAGCUGCUCUCGCUACUUCCCUCACAAAGUUGGCUCUCAAGUUCAUUGCAAUCACACAAGACAAGAAACGACAGAACGCAUUUGUGGCGGAGGCUAUGCUCAUCAUGGCCACCAUCAUCCAUCUGGGCAAGUCUGGACUCUCCACAAAGCCAAUCACAGAUGACGAUGUUGACCGCAUAGCUGUGUGCCUGCGUGUUCUUGCGGAGCGCUCGGACAUGAUGAAUGAGAUCUUCAACACAGCCUGCCGUGGGUCACUGUCCCUCAUGUUGGCUGCCAAGAUAGAGGAGGAGAAACAGCUGCAGCAGGCUGCAGGACGAAAAGAGGUCAAAGUUCACGCAGAUGACCCCAUCAGUUUUGCUCAGCUCAUCAACAGAAGUGACCAGGCUGGUGGAGAGAAUGUGUUUGAGCUGACACUGUCUCAAGCCUUGGGCGGGAAUGCCAAGAGAGAUGGAGAUCCUUUGGGGGCGUCCAAACUCAACAAGGUCACACAGCUGACUGGUUUCUCUGAUCCUGUGUAUGCAGAGGCUUACGUGAAUGUCAACCAGUUCGACAUCGUGCUAGACGUGCUCAUCGUGAAUCAGACGGCAGACACACUCCAGAACCUCACCCUGGAGCUGGCUACGCUAGGUGAUCUCAAAUUGGUGGAAAAGCCGCAGCCUCUGACUUUGGCCCCUCACGACUUCUGCAAUACUAAAGCAAAUGUCAAGGUCACCUCCACAGAGAAUGGAAUUAUCUUUGGAAAUAUUGUGUAUGAUGUGUCCGGCGCGGCCAGCGAUCGCAACUGUGUGGUCCUCAACGACAUCCACAUUGACAUCAUGGACUACAUUGUCCCAGCCUCCUGCACCGACACAGAGUUCCGACAGAUGUGGGCCGAGUUUGAGUGGGAGAACAAAGUGACAGUCAACACCAACAUCUCAGAUCUGCGGGAGUACCUGGAGCAUGUCAUGUCCUGCACCAACCUCAAAUGUCUCACACCCGAGAAGGCUCUGUCUGGGGACUGUGGCUUCAUGGCGGCCAACAUGUAUGCCCGCUCUAUCUUUGGUGAGGAUGUCCUGGCCAAUCUGAGUAUCGAGAAGCCAUUCCAUCUGGGCAAGGAGGCUCCAGUGCAGGGUCACGUGCGCAUUCGGGCCAAGAGUCAGGGUAUGGCUCUGAGCAUGGGAGACAAAAUUAACCUGUCCCAGAAAAAAGCCCUGAAGACAACGUCCUCAUGAGUGGGAGGGAACAAGUUUUGGAGAUGUCCUUGCUCUGAGGGUUCAGCCGACCGUCUAUCUUGUCACUGAAGCGAAUGUUGUCCUUAUCCUGGCGUCUUGUGCUGGCCGUAGGACAGAGAGGGAAAUCUGAACCACCUGAAAGUUAUUGUAGACAGUUUUGCUUUGUGAUAUUUUGUUCUUGUGAGGUCAUAAUGACACGAUGGCUGUUCUACUACUGGACAGUUUUCUUUCAGCAAGAGACAAGUUUAAGACUAUUAUGAUUAUUGAUAGUAUUGUUAUUGACAUGCACUCUUCAUUUAUAGAAACUAUAAACAUUUUUUCCCCCUUCCUACCAAUAGCAUAAAUCAACUUCAUGUUGUCAAGCGUUUCUGUGGGACUUGCUGGAAAUAUACAAGUGAAAAUAUUGAAAAAAGUGUUUUUUGUUUUUCUUUUUUUAUAUUUUGUGAUGAAUUGUUGCAGACUUUUGGUCAAAAUGAUGUCAUAUCUGUGAGCGCCUGGAGAAAGGAAUGAAAUGUCCGCCCAUGUCAUUUCAAACUACAGACUUAUAGAGUAAAGAAAAUCAAUUUUGUAAAUAAAAUCCUAUUUCCAUAAAAAAAACACCAAAGACCCAAUGGUUCCACCAUUUCUGAGCCAUAAUCAGGGUUCCCACUCAACUAGGAAAAUGGGGGGGGGGCGGACAUUUCCUUUUAAAAUUUCAUGUAUGGGAAAACACCAUGAAUGUGAUGAACAUGAAAAUAAACAGGAGGCCAUCAUUGCAAACUUGA